Molecule: messenger RNA, 1919 nt
Organism: Manihot esculenta (cassava)
Lineage: Eukaryota; Viridiplantae; Streptophyta; Magnoliopsida; Malpighiales; Euphorbiaceae
Product: beta-hexosaminidase 1
Exons: 16
Coding region: 91-1710 (539 amino acids)
Biological process (GO): carbohydrate metabolic process; glycosaminoglycan metabolic process
Cellular component (GO): membrane
Molecular function (GO): beta-N-acetylhexosaminidase activity
Source: RefSeq, a predicted model, not a curated record
GUCUAAUGUUAACCACACUCUAUCUCUGUCUAUCUCUCUCUAUCUAACACUUCAACAGCUUCUCUCUCUCUCUCUCUCUCUCGCUCCACUAUGUUGCUGGGUUCAUCGAAAUCUGUAACAAUUUUCGUAAUUUUGGCAGUCCUACGGCUGAAUUUCGCCUUCAAACUCAAUGACAAGCUCACUUACGUCUGGCCGCUGCCUUCGGAAAUCAGUUCCGGUGAUCACAUCCUAUCCAUUGACCCCGGCCUGUCGCUUGUUGUCGGUGGCGAAGGAGGUAACUCCUCGAUUAUUGAAGAUGCGUUUGAGAGAUACAAGAGGAUUCUAUUCAAGGAUGGCGAAAGUUUUUCUAUUUUCCAAGCGUUUAGAUUUAAAAGAUCGGCUUAUGACAUCAAUGAAUUGAAAAUUGUGGUUCAUUCUCCUAAUGAGGAGCUUCAGCUUGGAGUUGAUGAGAGUUAUACGUUAUUGGUGGAUGGGGGUGAUGGAGAGUCAAUCAUUGCGGAAGCGACCAUUGAGGCAAAUACUGUCUAUGGUGCAUUGCGAGGGUUGGAGACAUUCAGCCAACUGUGUACAUUUGAUUAUGGAAAUAAAUCGGUACAAAUCUACAAGGCACCAUGGUACAUUCGAGACAGACCAAGAUUUUCAUAUCGUGGGCUUUUGCUUGAUACAUCGAGGCAUUAUUUACCGGUAGAUGUCAUUAAGCAGAUAAUUGAAUCCAUGUCAUAUGCUAAACUUAAUGUCCUUCAUUGGCACAUUAUAGAUGAGGAGUCGUUUCCUUUAGAAAUACCAUCAUAUCCAAAAUUGUGGGAAGGUUCAUAUACAAAGUGGGAGCGGUACACAGUGGAGGGUGCCUAUGAAAUUGUAAACUUUGCCAAGAUGAGAGGCAUCAAUGUUCUGGCAGAAAUUGAUGUGCCUGGUCAUGCAGAAUCUUGGGGCGCUGGAUAUCCUGAUCUUUGGCCUUCGGUUUCCUGUAAGGAGCCACUCGAUGUUACAAAGAAUUUUACCUUUGAUGUGAUAUCUGGCAUUCUGUCAGACAUGAGAAAAAUCUUCCCUUUUGAGCUCUUCCACUUGGGUGGUGAUGAGGUUAAUACAGAUUGCUGGCUCUUUACUUCACAUAUAAAACAAUGGAUUCGGGAUCGCAACUUUACUACUAAGGAUGCAUAUGAAUAUUUUGUACUUAAAGCUCAAGAAAUAGCAAUUUCAAAAGGUUGGACUCCUGUCAACUGGGAGGAAACUUUCAAUGCAUUUGCAUCAAAACUUCAUCCAAAGACUGUAGUGCACAACUGGUUGGGCGGUGGAGUUUGUGCCAAGGCUGUUGCGAAAGGCUUCAGAUGCAUCUUCAGUAACCAAGAAUUCUGGUAUCUUGAUCAUCUAGACGUCCCUUGGGACGAAGUUUAUGAGGCUGAGCCGCUGGAAGGAAUAAAUAUUACUUCACAGCAAGAUCUUGUGCUUGGAGGAGAAGUUUGCAUGUGGGGUGAGACAGCCGAUGCCUCCGAUAUUCAGCAAACAAUAUGGCCUCGGGCAGCGGCUGCUGCAGAGCGCUUAUGGAGUAGGAGGGAAGACAUAUCUUCUGGAAAUAUUUCCUUAACAGCUUUACCUCGCUUCCACUACUUCAGAUGCCUACUGAAUAGGCGUGGAGUUCAAGCUGCUCCUGUCACGAACUUUUUCGCCCGAGAACCUCCGCUCGGUCCUGGAUCAUGCUAUGUUCAAUGAGUAUUCAUGUCAAGGAUAAGGAAUCUGCUGUGUGAUGUAUAGGGAGACUUUAUCCCUUUGGCAGACUUUCUUGUAAGUGAUCCCUUCAUACCCAUGGGAAGACAAGUGGAGAACUAAUGAUGAGCAUCAUUACAAAUUCAAGCUAAACCUUGUGAACUUAUAGUUACCAUGAUUUUUCUUCUCUGAAAUUCUUAUUUAAUCUUCAAUAA